Messenger RNA from Rattus rattus (black rat), 675 nucleotides. RefSeq names its product ubiquitin-60S ribosomal protein L40-like. Gene Ontology annotation, cellular component: ribosome; cytoplasm; nucleus. Gene Ontology annotation, biological process: protein ubiquitination; translation; modification-dependent protein catabolic process. Gene Ontology annotation, molecular function: ubiquitin protein ligase binding; protein tag activity; structural constituent of ribosome. Bases 248 to 556 code for a protein of 102 amino acids. The transcript has a single exon. NCBI's taxonomy places the organism in Eukaryota, Metazoa, Chordata, Mammalia, Rodentia, Muridae. The record is from RefSeq and is a predicted model, not a curated record.
UUAAAAAAAAGUCUAUUCAGUCCCAAAUCAAUGUACACCUGCCUGUUAAGAAAAAGGACAGAGCAAGCAGUGAAGAUCCAGGUAAAUAUAUUUAAAAUGCAAAUUAUACCAGCCCUCCACAAACACCGAGAAGUCAACAAAAUGAUCUAAGUAUUAAAAAGAAAAAACAAAACAAACAAACAAAAAACCCAAAAAAACCCAAACCACUCUUUCUCUUCAGCAAGGUGGCCAAGUGGCAGGUGCCAACAUGCAGAUCUUCAUGAAGACCCUAAUGGGCAAGACCAUUACUCUUGAGAUCGAGCCCAGUGACACCAUCAAUAAUGAUCCAAGACAACGGAAGGCAUCCCACCGACCAGCAGAGCUGAUAUUCACUGGCAAACAGUUGGAGGAUGGCCACACCCUGUCCAACUACAACAUCCAGAAAGAGUUCACCUUGCACCUGGUGCUGCGUCUGCACAGUGGCAUCAUCGAGUCAUCCCUUUGUCACCUUGUCCAGAAUUACAAUUGUGACAAGAUGAUCUGCCACAAGUGCUACUCAUGCCUGCACACAGUGUAGUCUACUGCUACAAGAAGUUCAGCCACUCCAACAACCUGAGCACCAAAGAAGAAGGUCAAAUAAAGCUGGGGCCAUACCUGGCCUGUGACCCUGUGACCAAAUAAAAUCCAUUGACUGGG